Lottia gigantea (owl limpet) is the source of this 1377-nucleotide messenger RNA. RefSeq lists its product as hypothetical. The annotation marks the transcript as partial. Gene Ontology annotation, cellular component: mRNA cleavage and polyadenylation specificity factor complex. Gene Ontology annotation, molecular function: protein binding. Lineage: Eukaryota; Metazoa; Mollusca; Gastropoda; Lottiidae. The transcript is spliced from 13 exons. The record is from RefSeq and is a predicted model, not a curated record.
AUGUUAUUUGAUGGUAAACGCAUGAGAAAAUCUGUACAGAGAAAAGUUGUUGAUUAUAAUUCUGCAGUAUUCAAUUAUAUGAAGUCACGAAUUUGGCAGAGAGAUGUAAGAGAUGCUAGAGCUAUACAACCAGAUGGUUUAUAUCAAAUAAAUGUUGAACCACCAUUGAGUAUGUUACAUAAUCCAAUGAAUGCUGUAACAACUAAGUUCGUCAGACAAUCUACUAAUAAGUUCCGAUGUCCAAUAUUUGUCUUAACGUGGACACCAGAAGGAAGACGAUUAGUAACUGGAGCAUCUAGUGGAGAAUUUACAUUAUGGAAUGGUUUAUCAUUUAAUUUUGAAACCAUUUUACAGGCCCAUGAUGUAUCAGUAAGAGCUAUGAGAUGGAGUCAUAAUGACCUAUGGAUGGUUACAGCAGAUCAUGCAGGUUUUAUUAAAUAUUGGCAGACUAAUAUGAAUAAUGUUAACAUGUAUCAAGGUCAUAAAGAAGCUGUUCGUGGUAUAAGUUUUUGCCCCUCGGAUAGCAAGUUUACAACCUGUUCAGAUGACGGAACUGUUCGAAUAUGGGACUUUGUUCGCUGCCAUGAAGAGAGAAUUCUUAGAGGGCAUGGUGCUGAUGUUAAAUGUGUUGAUUGGCAUCCACAGAAAACAUUGAUAGCUUCUGGUAGUAAAGAUAAUCAACAACCCUUAAAAUUAUGGGAUCCUAGAACUGGUAAUAGUUUAGCUACUAUUCAUGCUCAUAAAAAUACAGUUAUGGGAUUACAGUGGAAUCUAAAUGGUAAUUGGUUAUUAACAGCAUCAAGAGAUCAUCUAUUAAAAAUAUUUGAUAUAAGAAAUAUGAAGGAUGAACUUCAACAAUUUAAAGGUCACAAGAAGGAAGCUACAGUUGUGGCAUGGCAUCCAUUACAUGAAGGUAAUUUUGCAAGUGGAGGAUCAGAUGGUGCCAUUAUGUUUUGGGAAGUUGGAUGUGAUCGUGAAGUUGGUAGUAUGGAAGAAGCACAUGAUGGUAUGGUGUGGUCUCUUGCUUGGCAUCCUGGUGGUCAUUUAUUAGCAUCUGGCUCAAAUGACCAUUCUACUAAAUUCUGGUCUAGAAAUCGUCCUGGUGAUAAAAUGAGAGAUAGAUAUAAUUUGAAUAAUCUACCUGCUGGAUAUUUCAUUUCAGAUAUGGAUGUGCAAGCUGUACCUAAUCUACCAGGGAUGGGUAUGGAACAAGAAGCUCCAGUCAAACAAGAAACAGAUGAAAAUGCUAUCCCUAGUAUACCUGGUCUUGACUUUGGCACAGAUUCAGAUGUGUUCAAACAAAUGGAAGCUGCUAAUAUGCCAAAAAAAAAGGUACCAUAUUCAAGACCCAUUCCAAAAUCAUUUGAACAGGCAUGG